AUGGCGACAUUACUACCUCCUCCAAGCAAAAAGCAAAAGCGUGAAGUUUCAGAAAGAGCUCGAGAACAGCAAGAAGUCGAUAUUCUACCGCGCGAUCUUGGUAGCGUUGUGCUGCAGUUCAUCGAUGAGUCCACUGGAAAACCGACCAAGGGCGAGAUUAAGGUCCCCGUUGCCAAUACCACAGUGCGAGAGCUUGAGACUAUUCUAAAUACCAUUUUGGAAAAUACGGAGCAUGACCGAGUGCCGUACAGAUUUGCAUAUAAGCCAGAGAACGAAGAGGGACAGACGAUCGACAUCCUAUCGGAUCUAUAUCAUGCGUUGAUCAAGCCCGGAUUGAAAACUACCGAAGAUGUCAUUCGCCUCCACUACACUCCGCAGGCUGUCUUCAGGGUAAAAGCCGUCUCGAGAUGUUCCGCAGCGAUAGCUGGACAUGGCUCAGCGAUACUGGCUAUCGCAUUUUCCCCAGUUUCAUCGUCGACUAUGGUCACUGGCAGCGGCGACAACACAGCUAGGAUUUUUGAUUGCGAUACAGGUACACCGAUAGAGACUUUGAAAGGCCAUACAGAUUGGGUUCUGGCCGUGUCCUUUUCUCCGAACGGUCAAAUAAUUGCGACUGGUAGCAAGGAUAAGACUGUGCGUCUCUGGUCUGCAUCCAAAGGCAAGCCAUUGGGGAUGCUCAAGGGCCAUAGCCGUUGGAUAAACAGUCUGUCAUGGGAGCCUUACCAUACACAAGAGGUAGGUAGACCACGACUAGCCUCUGCCUCUAAGGAUACAACAGUCCGGGUAUGGGAUGUUGUCAAUAAGAGAAUUGAAAUGGUUUUAAGCCAUAAAGAUUCGGUGACCUGUGUACGCUGGGGUGGAAUAGGAAAGAUUUACACCGCGUCUUUGGACAAGACAGUUCGUGUCUGGUCUGCCAAAGAUGGUACUCUGAUCACCGCACUUGGUGCUCAUACUCACAGAGUAAACCAUUUAGCGUUGUCGACCGAUUUUGUUCUCCGGACCGCUUUCCAUGACCAUACACAUACGGUGCCCGAGGCAGAAUCAGACAAGGUGGAAGUAGCCAAAAAGCGGUUUGAGAAAGCUGCUACUGUUGGUGGGAAAAUAACAGAGAGAUUAGUAUCAGCCAGCGAUGACUUUACAAUGUUUCUGUGGGAUCCGGAAAGUUCUACGAAACCAGUUGCACGAAUGCUAGGCCAUCAGAAAGCAGUAAAUCAUGUCACCUUCUCUCCUGAUGGAGCUUAUAUUGCAAGUGCCUCAUUUGAUAAUCACGUCAAGCUAUGGAACGCUCGAGACGGGAAAUUCACAAAUACCUUUCGCGGCCACGUAGCUCCGGUCUAUCAAUGCUGCUUUUCAGCUGAUUCUCGAUUACUGGUCAGCGCUUCGCAGGAUAGUACAUUGAAGAUUUUCGACGUUCGCACAGGGAAACUGGUGAUGGAUCUACCUGGGCAUGAGGACCAAGUUUUCGCUGUAGACUGGUCGCCGGACGGAGAACGAGUAGGCAGUGGAGGGGCCGACAAGAAAGUCAGGAUUUGGCGACAUUAA
This is a messenger RNA of Talaromyces atroroseus, 1542 nucleotides long. Its product is annotated as Ribosome assembly protein 4. Lineage: Eukaryota; Fungi; Ascomycota; Eurotiomycetes; Eurotiales; Trichocomaceae. The record is from RefSeq and is a predicted model, not a curated record. Gene Ontology annotation, cellular component: nucleolus. Gene Ontology annotation, molecular function: protein binding. Gene Ontology annotation, biological process: ribosomal large subunit assembly. The transcript is spliced from 4 exons. Bases 1 to 1542 code for a protein of 513 amino acids.